AUGACAGAGCUGUGCGACUCUAUGCUCAAAUGUCUUCUGCCUAUAGCCGAUAUACCGAUGUUCUGGUAUCCACUGAAUACGUUAGUGCGUUCAGGAGUGAAAGAUAUCAAGAUUAUCGUUCGCGAGGAUGGCCACGCUGAAGUGAAUCGUCUGUUGGCAACUCCUCUCUUCUCCUUUCCAUCAGCAAACAUAGAAGUGAUCUCUUUGUCACGAGAACAUGAAGAGUGGGGAACGGCCGACGUGCUUCGACAUUAUGCAACAAAGAUAACGGUAAGGAAGUUAACUAUUCAACUUUGCAUUGCAUAG
This is a messenger RNA of Cooperia oncophora, 306 nucleotides long. The record is from the annotation of a GenBank genome assembly. Lineage: Eukaryota; Metazoa; Nematoda; Chromadorea; Rhabditida; Trichostrongylidae.